Molecule: messenger RNA, 1143 nt
Organism: Hymenoscyphus albidus
Lineage: Eukaryota; Fungi; Ascomycota; Leotiomycetes; Helotiales; Helotiaceae
Source: the annotation of a GenBank genome assembly
AUGCGUCGGACUUUUCUUCUUCUCUUAGGUGCCUUUCCAACAGCUUUUAACAAGGCGCUUUCCAGCUCCGACGCUCCACCUUUACCAACUGAAAUCAGAAGCACUCAGCAUAAAAAUAUUCUCCGAGACAGUCCUAUAGAUGAAACAUCCGGCAAACCCAGCUCUAUCACGCGAAGAGGCCAACAUUUCUGCAAGGGAAAUUUCAUGAAUGUCGACGACGACAAAGAGGCAAACUGCGAACGUGUCCGAACAACCGAAAUCCAAGUCUGCGAAGCCUCCCCUACUACUGAUCCUGACUCCUGUGCAAUUGAGGUUGUCCCCACUUGGAUCAGAAGGGUUGACAAACAGGAGGACCGGAGACCAAUUGAGGUUUUAAUAGAGCGAGGAAAAAAGGGUCUUGCACUUGUCGCUACCCCGCAGCAAAGCCAAGAUUUCCUCCCUCAGUUACAGGAUAACUACGUUAUUACGAACCUGAAUGACAUAGAAUGGAGGAGAAAUGGUGUAGGAGAGGAUGUUCCAUGGCUCUCUUUUUUCAAAAAAUAUGGAUUCGAGGAAGAUAAUGGCUGGAAGGGCGUAUGGGUCCACUCCAAGGGCUACAUGAUUGCUUGGAUCGUGAACCUAAGCAUUGCAAGAUCAACAAAACAUGGCAAAGAUGCUGUGGCUAUUAUUGCUCACUAUCGUUUCGCAUCCAACGAUGCCAAUCGCUAUACAAUUAAGAACAAUGCUCCCGUAGUGGAUAUCCAGACCUCCAAAUACGUUCCUCUUCCAGCACAAGAAGUCGCCGCCAAAGCUGUCCCAGUCGCUCAGCUCGUCUAUUUUGCUGCGAAGCAAACGAAACUGCUCGAUAGCGCGCCGGAAAAGUACUUUUUGGUUUGUGACAAUAUCGCAAAUGAAGAGGCGCAAGCAGCGUUGGAUACGGCGUGCUAUAAAAUGGGACAGGACCGUAAUGAUAAAUUCACUUUACGUGCGGACGCCCCGGGCGUUGAGGGAGAAAUGUUCAAUCUUGUGGUUGGUACGGACCCUACUUAUUCGUGGCUCCAUACUAUCGGUCGUAAUCCGGAUACCUUUGGGGAUUAUAGGAUUAAUAGUAUCGAGGUAAGGACCUAUGUUUAUAUGGUUGCUAUUGAACUGGUUAAGAAGUAA